Messenger RNA from Peromyscus eremicus (cactus mouse), 1506 nucleotides. Its product is annotated as synaptonemal complex protein 3-like. The record is from RefSeq and is a predicted model, not a curated record. Gene Ontology annotation, cellular component: synaptonemal complex. Lineage: Eukaryota; Metazoa; Chordata; Mammalia; Rodentia; Cricetidae. The coding region runs from base 189 to 863 and encodes 224 amino acids. Gene Ontology annotation, biological process: spermatid development; meiotic cell cycle. The transcript is spliced from 9 exons.
AAUCAGCGAGCUCCCUGUGGGAGCCUGCCUUUCCUCCCGCUCAAAUCACAAAGGUCCUCGGAGGCCGGCAGAGCAGCUUUCACGGUCGAGGCCCAAGUGCUGGAGGGCGCUGACGUGAGGUGCUCACCUGUCCGACGACCAAAAACAUCUGACCUUUUGCCAACAGAAGAAGGAAUUUUGGUAGAGUUAUGUCGGUACGAAAGCAGGAGCACUUAGUGCUUUUUGAAUUUGAUGAUGAAGAAGAUGGUCUGAGUGUUUUGAAGAAGGCUCGGUCUGAAGAAAAGAGCCCAGUGUUUAACAAAGAUGAGAGGAAGUGCCCUCCUGCAGAAGUAGAUGAAGCUAUGGGAGAUGAAAUACACACUAUGUUGGAUAAAUUCGGAGAUGGGAUUAAUAAUUCUCUUCUUGAAAAGAGAAGAAGAAUGCAAAUGUACUCUGGAACUGUUUCCAAAAAGAGUAGCUACAAGAUGAAACAAGUUUGGGGAACCAAACAACAGCGAAUGUUGGAAGUUAACAAUAAGUAUUACCCGCAGUUUAUGGAUCUGUUUAAGCAGUGGGAUUUGGAGAAGCAGAAAUACAAGAAACAGCAAGAAAACCUAAUUAAUAUUUUCCGCCAGCAGCAAGUGAUGCUAAGACAGUGCAAAAUUAAACAGAACCAGAGAAUGAAACUAAUUAUACAGAUGGUUACACGAUACACACAGAUUUUGAAGAACAUUGAGAAUAAGAAUAAUAAUGUUCGAUCGACUGCUUCAUUUGAUGAACUUAAAAAAGAAAUAGCUGAGUAUCAAAAGAAAUACAGGAUGGAAACUCAGCAGCAAGAGAUUGCAAAUAUUCGAAAGUCUCUUCAAUCCAUACUAUUUUCAUGAUUCUUUGAAGAAAACUUGAACCUGUGUGGAACAAUAUAAUUCUAAUGUUAGAUGAAAAAGCAUGUUUUUAUGGUGGAAAUUCAAGUUUAAAUAAAAUGAAAACAGGCACAUAGCUAGCACCUAUUCUGGUGUUUCCAGGUUUAACUCUUUUGUUGUUAAUUAGUGAGAUUUUUCUCUCCAGCAGUGUGAAUUCACUUUUGUGAAUAAAGAUUAGUUUCUUUCUUUUGCCAUCAGCAUAUUGCUUCAUUUUAUUUUGGAGACGUGAUCUUACCAUGUGACCCAGACUAGCCUCCUAUUUCUGAGCUCAAGUGAUGCUCACAGCUCAGCCUCCAAAGUACCUGUGAUUUUUAAUUUUGAUUUGCUGAUAUAUGUAUAGUAUUUAUGUGUAUGUACUAUAUGUAUAAUACUUAUCUCAAAAUUGAACAUGUUUAUGUGCCUCUUCAUGAAAAGGCAGCAGCAAAAGAUUGCAAAUUCUCAAAAGCUUUUUAAAUCUAUUAUUGUACUGUCCAAAUAAAAUAUAAGAAGGCAUGUGACUGGCAGCCGUUCCUCUGUAGCAAGGUUUCAACUCUUUUAUUGUAAAAGUGAAUUUUUUCUAUAACACUGUCAAAUCAUUUUAUCAUCAAUAAAGUGUAUUUAAGUUUUG